CUCAACAAGCCACGCCUCUCAAGAGCGCAGAAACCGGAAAAUACCCCAUUGGCUGAGGAAUGCGAGGACGUUAAGACUGAUUGAUUUUGAAGUCAGCAAAUCAUGGCUGGCUUCAGACAGGAGGAUGUGGAGCUUUUCUAUGAGAUGGGAGAGGAGUUAGGAAGUGGACAGUUUGCCAUUGUGCGUAAAUGUAAAGAAAAGAGCACCAGGACAGAAUUUGCUGCCAAGUUUAUCAAGAAGAGGCGGCUGUCGUCCAGCCGAAGGGGCGUGAGCCGAGAAGAGAUAGAGCGAGAGGUUAACAUCCUUCGAGAGAUCCAGCACAGCAACAUCAUCACCCUCCAUGACAUCUUUGAGAACAAAACCGAUGUGAUCCUCAUCCUGGAGCUGGUAUCUGGAGGAGAGCUGUUCGACUUCCUGGCUGAGAAGGAGUCCUUGACCGAGGAGGAGGCCACACAAUUCCUCAAGCAGAUCCUGGAUGGAGUACACUACCUCCAUUCUAAACGCAUAGCACACUUUGACUUGAAGCCUGAGAACAUAAUGCUGCUGGAUAAGAAUGUUCCAAAUCCCAGAAUCAAGUUGAUAGAUUUUGGAAUUGCACAUCAAAUUAAGGAUGGAAAUGAAUUUAAAAAUAUCUUUGGAACUCCUGAGUUUGUUGCCCCUGAAAUUGUCAAUUAUGAGCCCCUCGGCCUGGAGGCAGACAUGUGGAGCAUUGGCGUUAUCACAUAUAUACUCUUAAGUGGUGCUUCUCCAUUUCUUGGUGAGACUAAACAAGAAACACUGACCAACAUUUCAGCUGUUAACUAUGACUUUGAUGAAGAGUACUUCAGCAACACAAGUGAGCUUGCCAAGGACUUCAUUCGCCGACUGUUGGUCAAGGAUCCCAAGAAGAGAAUGACAAUUGACGACAGUCUGCAACACCCCUGGAUCAAGGUGAUUAAGAGGCGCAAUGUGCGACCAGAGGAGAGUGAGCGCAAGCCGGAGCGUAGGCGUCUGAAGACCACCCGUCUGAAGGAGUACACCAUCAAAUCCCACUCCAGCAUGCCUCCCAACAACACCUACAUCAACUUUGAGCGCUUCUCCCAGGUGAUGGAGGAGAUAGCUGUGGCCGAGGACGGCCUGCGAGAGCUGGAGAAGAACCAGCGCUCAUGCAGAGAAGAUGUGGCUGCUUUGCUCUCCAUCUAUGAGGAGAAGGAAGGCUGGUACAAAGAGGAGAACGAGAGCAUCGCCUCAGAUCUGAAUCUGAUCAAACAGGAGCUACAGAGAGCACAAGCCCUUCGCAGACAGAGCCAGGAGGAGACACGGGCCACCAUGCUGUCAGCCAACGCCCUCAAACGCAAGUUUUGUCGGCUGGAGAAACGCUAUGAAGUGCUGGCUGAGCAGAUGGUCUCCGAGGUGCGCUGGGUGGAAGAGCUGGUGCGCUCGAUUUCUGCUGAAAACGACGCUCGCAGCACCGGCUUGGCAUGAGCCGCUCUGUUUGCUUUCUAAACGCGAUGACUAUCUUCUGUCUUUGCUUGGUAUGUGCAGAGUAGGUGAUGUAGAGUAUUAAACAGACCAUUGCAAUAAGCUUCAAGUCUUUAGGUUACAUUUGUUUACUUGUGCUCCCAGAACAAAAGAGCAAGCAAUGUAAAAUGUUUUUAUAUAAAGGCUGAGUGAUGGUGUGCAUUCGUAAAGAAUGAGCAAUUUGCCUGUGUAUUGCAUUAAGUGAUGCCAUGCAAUUGCAGCUGAAGCCAACAGAUAGAACUUUCACUCACCACAUUAUAAAUAAAUGCUGGAUCAGUCAAUAAAAAUAAAAAAGUUUAUGUAAAUUAAAAUUAAGAAGAUGCACCAGGUGUACUAUUUAAAGGGAUCAUUUUCCCAAAAAUGAAAGUUGUGUCAUCAUUUACUCAUCCUAAUGUCAUUCCAAAUCCAUAAGACUCUCUUUUCGCUCAUUGUCAUCCAAUGAAAGUGGAAAGGGACCAAAGACAGCUGUGGUCACCAUUCACUGUCACUGUAUGGAAAAGAGUAGCUUUAAUAUUGCAUUACAGAUCUAAUUUUAUCUUCCAAAGGGUGAGUAAAUGAUUUUUGGGUGAACUAUCCAUUUAACUAUCAAAUACAAAAAGCACUUAAAGCAAAGCAAACUAAAUUUAUAUUGUGAAUAAUGUGCUACACAGUCCUCCAUGAGGAAUGAAAAAAUCUCAGGAUUCAUAGGCUUAUAAAAGGUUUUUUUUGUUGCCAGUUGCUAAUGUUGUGCUGCACAUGCUAAUGUUGUGCUGUACUGAUGUGCUUCACCUAUGCAAAUGAAAUGCUAAUUUUAUGUUGUGAAACAAAGCAUUAAGCGAUGACUUAUCACAUACUAGUCCUAACUGCUUUCUUGAAUUAUUUACACAUAUACUGUAUCUAAUACUCUGCUUGAUAAAAAUUCAGGAAGCUGCUUUUGUAUCUAUAAAAAUGACGAUUUUAUGCUUUUCUUUCACUCAAAACACAUUUCAAACAUUCCAUUUUUCUUGCAUGACAUUCCAUGUGCAGAUGAGUGUCAAUAACUCGAUGAUAGGAAAUGAUUGCAUGCUCAUUUGUAAAGUCAUAGCAGUGCUCCCAUAUGUUAGUUUAAAGUACUGUACUUUCCCAUUAUUUUUUUUAUUUUAGUUUUUAUUUACAACAAAUUUGUAGGUAUGUAUCAAAAAGUUACCUUCAGAUUAAAGAAAUGAAGAAUACAAUUGCAGUGUCUUCAUUUGGUGUGUCUUGGGUGAGGGGUGCACUGGGAGGUGAAGUGUAGUGUCUUACAGAUGCAAACAUUUAUAAACUCUUUAUCUUAAUUGUCAACAUGUCUAGUGAUGUUAAAUGAGCCAGAGUUUUAAUUGAACAAAAACAUUUUCAAUCUCCAUUAUGACUUAGUUGUGUUUUGUUUCUCAGAUAAACACUUGGGUUUCAGUGGUACUGCGGACACAACUGUUUAGUUUAAAAUGUCAAACCACAGAGCAUCCAUGAGUAUAAUGAGAGAUGUGCACUAGACUCCUCUGAGAUAAGUGUAUGUCUCUGUUUGGCUCUGGCAAAAUGUAUAGGUAUGAAGUGUUAUCUAAAGAAUAGUUCUCCCAAAAAUUAAAAUUCUGUCAUUUAAACACCAUGUUUUUCAAAACCCAUGUGACUUAAAAAGCAGUUAUUUAUAGCAGAUGUUUCUAUACUAUGAAGUGAAAGGUGACCAUGUCUGUCAAGC
Molecule: messenger RNA, 3190 nt
Organism: Myxocyprinus asiaticus (Chinese sucker)
Lineage: Eukaryota; Metazoa; Chordata; Actinopteri; Cypriniformes; Catostomidae
Product: death-associated protein kinase 3-like
Exons: 9
Coding region: 103-1464 (453 amino acids)
Biological process (GO): intracellular signal transduction; positive regulation of apoptotic process; protein phosphorylation
Cellular component (GO): cytoplasm; nucleus
Molecular function (GO): ATP binding; protein serine/threonine kinase activity
Source: RefSeq, a predicted model, not a curated record